AUGCCGCAUGUCGGUGUGUUCAUCGUCGCUGGGCUACAGUUCCUUGCAUCUUUGAUCUAUCUUUUCAACCUGUACGGCGAGAAGACGAACCGCAAGGAGCGCAUUGAGGACGCACGUAUUAUGCACAAGGAGCUACUCCUGGGGCUUAAGAAGGGGAAAGCCCUAAGCCGUACGGAGAGGAAGGAAGGCAGUCUCGAUGUGGAUCAGGGAAAGGCUCUACAGUUGGAAGCAAGCCCAGAGCUUCUGCUGCCGCAGCCGAUCAGCUCUUGCUGUGGACUUAUCGAGAUCAACAAGGGUGUCGUCAUCUUUGUCAUGAGUGAUAAAAUUGAUAAUACGCUUUACUAUUCAGUGAGUUCAGCCUACCUAAGCGGGCUACCCGUGGUGGUAACCUGCCAUCGGAUGCCGUACAAAGGGUUUCUAUCCAAGUUCGAGUUCACGGAAAGGACCAUCGACAAUACGGGGUUACAACCACACAACGUGGUCAUUGUAUUAAAAUUGAACACAAUCUUCACAGAUGAGAAUAUUUAUCUGUUUAUUGAUCGUUUUGUUGGAGAGUCCGCCACGACGUCUGAAGACCUGGACGCGCUGUCCGUUCAGCAGAGCCGUGCAAUGGCAUUAUUUCUAACUGAUAGAGAUGCAGCUGUUAGGCACUUUAUUUUGACGUAUGGAAAGGUGUGGCUGUAUACUGGCAACCAUGCUGAGCAUGAUCUUGGUCUGUCCUUUGACCUUUCCGCGCACCGCCGGCUCAACGCGGAUACCACAAUUGCGCGUGUAUAG
Phytomonas sp. Hart1 is the source of this 777-nucleotide messenger RNA. The record is from the annotation of a GenBank genome assembly. NCBI's taxonomy places the organism in Eukaryota, Euglenozoa, Kinetoplastea, Trypanosomatida, Trypanosomatidae.